AUGGCCCAGCUCUCCGAUCUGUACGAGGCCUACGUCCACCCGCUCCUCCCGUCGCCGAUCCAGACCCUCUCGUCGCACGUCGCGCCUCUGAUCGGGGCCGGCGUGGCCGCCGCGUCCAACGGAGACAUGGUGUCGCUCGCCGCGUUCGUGGCCACGCUGUACUUCUCGCUCCGCAUCGCAGACUACAUCCGCCGCAGCGUGUUCGGGUGGGUGGUGUUUGUGCUGAAGUUGGUGGUGCUGCUGGCCCUGGUCAAUGUCGUCGUCUAUGUCAAUCGCUACGGCUGGGACCGCGCCCUGCGCGAUGCAGAAUGGCUCCUCGGUUUUGUUGGGGGCUUCGUCCAGAACAUGGUGAGCGGAGACAAUAAUGAUGGGAAUAAGGCGCCGGCAUGGUACUCAAACUCGAAGGCGGGCUCGGGCGCCUACGCUGCACGCAAUGGUCCCUGGAGUGCCUACGGAGGUGCCGGCUCGAGGCCGCAGGUUCCUGUGGGUCGAGGAGGAGGAGGAGCUAGAAAGAGAGCAGGAGGUUGGACUUGA
Molecule: messenger RNA, 534 nt
Organism: Capronia epimyces CBS 606.96
Lineage: Eukaryota; Fungi; Ascomycota; Eurotiomycetes; Chaetothyriales; Herpotrichiellaceae
Exons: 1
Coding region: 1-534 (177 amino acids)
Source: RefSeq, a predicted model, not a curated record